Messenger RNA from Gossypium arboreum, 888 nucleotides. RefSeq lists its product as uncharacterized. Lineage: Eukaryota; Viridiplantae; Streptophyta; Magnoliopsida; Malvales; Malvaceae. Gene Ontology annotation, molecular function: SNARE binding. The transcript has 5 exons. Gene Ontology annotation, cellular component: EARP complex. The coding region runs from base 379 to 708 and encodes 109 amino acids. Gene Ontology annotation, biological process: retrograde transport, endosome to Golgi; endocytic recycling. The record is from RefSeq and is a predicted model, not a curated record.
GCCCCUGCCCUCGUCUUGAUUUUUUCAUCAAUGGCCAAGUACGGCGAAGGCGGCAAGUGCUGGAUCUUGGAGGAAAGACCCAACGGUGCUAACGUCCACAACUGGCACUGGGCUAAACUGAUUGCCUCCCCUGGUCGAAAACGUUCUUCACCAAAUUACUUUCGAAUCUCGCCAUCCUUGACGGCCAAGGCAAUCUUCGCAUCAAGACCAAGAAGGUCGAAAAGAUCGACGAUGAAGCCUAUGUUAAUAUUCGUAAGGGUAAAGUCAUUCCCGGAUAUGAAAUCAGUUUGAGUGUAUCCUGGGAAGGCGAAGCCAAAGAUGGGGAAGGGAAGACGCUGUUGAAAGCUGAAGAAUGGCAGAAGGCAUCUAACAUCAUCAAUGAACGAGGUUUCUAGGGACCUUGUUGUGAAUACUGAUUCUAAGAAGAAACAGGCUCUUAUGCACUUGCUUCCGGUACUAGCUGAGCUUCUUCAUGCAUGGGACAUGGAAGUAUCCCUUGAGUCUCUGGUCGAGGAAAGUAAUUUCUGCGAGGUUUGGCUCGGAAGAACUCUUCAAAAGCUGGACUCGCUCUUGUUAGGAGCUUGUCAGGAGUUUAAAGAAGAAGGCUAUUUAACUGUGCUUUUCUAUGAGGUUGGUGACUUAAAGAGGUACUCAAUUAAUUACGAUAAGAGUGGAAGAUCAAAGGUAUCUACUGUUGUUCAAGUUUGAAGCCAUUUUGAAAUGUUUCAUAGUUGCUGAUCUCUUGCCCGAUCUUAUGUUUGUAUUAAGCAGAUUAUAACUAGAACCUGCAGUAGGAUCAACUAAUUAGUUGAUCAAAAACUACACCAAGUUUUGUAAUCGUCUACUUGCAUAUUUGCAUAUACUUAAUAAUAAUCUCGUGUCAACUAA